Molecule: messenger RNA, 3605 nt
Organism: Trachymyrmex cornetzi
Lineage: Eukaryota; Metazoa; Arthropoda; Insecta; Hymenoptera; Formicidae
Gene: pins
Product: G-protein-signaling modulator pins
Exons: 8
Coding region: 262-2100 (612 amino acids)
Biological process (GO): establishment of mitotic spindle orientation
Cellular component (GO): cell cortex
Molecular function (GO): GDP-dissociation inhibitor activity; G-protein alpha-subunit binding
Source: RefSeq, a predicted model, not a curated record
CGCCAUUUGUUUGGACGCGCUCCAGAACCGUUUCGCGUCGGAGCAGCUCUUCGCUUCGGAGUAAAAGGGUCCGGGGCUAUGCUUGGAGGAUAGCGCAACAAUGAGCUGAUUCCUACGAUCGGAGUUCUCGAGUAUCAUGCUACGAGGAGCAAUUACAGUUAUUUCGCGAACCGAUAGCAACGUACGGCCGCCUUGUUUUAACGGCGUUUGAACGAGUCGGAUCUCAUUCUGUUGAAGAAAAGGCGUUACGGAUAGACUAGAAUGUCUCUAAGCGCCAGCGCGGAGAAUCUGUCGUCCGAGGGACAACAGAAUAGCGAGAGAUGGAACAUGUGUCUGGAACUAGCGCUGGAGGGCGAACGCUUAUGCAAAGCUGGGGAUUGCAAAUCCGGGGUGGCGUUCUUCCAGGCAGCAAUCCAAGCUGGUACAGACGAUCUGCGAAUACUAAGUGCUAUCUACAGCCAACUGGGUAACGCGUACUUCUACUUGGGUGACUAUGUCAAAGCGAUGCAGUAUCACAAGUUAGACCUGACUCUCGCCAGGAAUAUGGGCGACAAACUGGGCGAAGCAAAAUCUAGUGGGAAUCUGGGAAACACACUGAAAGUUAUUGGAAAGUUUGACGAAGCCAUGAUAUGCUGCAAGAGGCAUCUGGAAAUAUCUAGAGAGAUUGGGGAUAAGCUUAGCGAGGGAAGAGCCCUGUAUAAUUUAGGAAAUGUGUAUCACGCGAAGGGCAAGCAAGCAGGUAGAAUAGGUCAUCAGGAUCCAGGAGAGUUCCCUGAAGAUGUUCGACAGUGCUUGCAACAGGCGGUGCGCUAUUAUGAAGAAAAUUUAGAGCUUAUGAGGGAACUGGAGGAUUCCGCUGCUCAAGGUAGAGCAUGCGGCAACUUGGGCAAUACAUUCUACUUACUGGGCGAUUUCCAACAGGCUAUUUAUUAUCACAAUGAACGUUUAAAAAUUGCCAGAGAAUUUGGCGACAAACCAGCGGAAAGAAGGGCCAACAGCAAUUUAGGAAAUUCGCACAUAUUUUUAGGCGAAUUUGAGAAGGCUGCACAGCAUUACAAGAGGACCUUAGUUCUUGCACAAGAAUUGGGAGAUCGUGAGGUAGAGGCGCAAGCAUGCUACUCUUUGGGAAACACGUAUACUCUCCUGCGCGAUUACUCGGCAGCCAUUGAAUACCACUUGUGGCAUCUGAGUAUAGCUCAGCAAUUGAAGGAUCGCGUCGGCGAAGGACGCGCCUGUUGGUCGCUGGGCAAUGCUUACGCCGCUAUGGGCAAUCAUGAGAAAGCGCUGCACUACUCGAAUCUGCAUCUGCACAUCUCGAAAGAGUUGGAAGAUCAAAUGGGCCAAGCUACUGCGCAAAUGAACGUCGAUGACUUACAAAAAAUCCUCGGUCUAGAAACAAAUCAACAGGAAUGCAACAAGGAGAAUCUAAACACCCAAAAAUUAACCACAAAUGCGACAUCGAAUGUUCCGACAACCAUGCCCUGUAGAUAUAGACUCAGGCGACAAAGUAUGGACAAUCUUGAUCUCAUUAAGCUCACACCUGAUGCAAAGCAGAAAGAUAAAUCGGAAAUCGUGUUGGACAAAGACGACAACGUUGCGCCGCAACCUUCUCAAAAAGAGGAAGAUAACUUUUUCGAUCUUCUAUCCCGGUUUCAAUCAGGCAGAAUGGAUGAUCAACGUUGCGCGCUCAACACAAAGCACAAUCCAAAAUACCGAACGAUUUCGCCGGAAGUAUCUGACAUCGAUGACAAGGAUGGUGAGGAUUUACUGGAAUUAAUCGCUGGAAUGCAAAGCAAACGAAUGGAUGAGCAAAGAGUGACGUUACCCUAUCUACCAGGGCUGAAUACCAAUCAAGACUCAGACGAUUCCUUUAUCGAGAUGCUUGUCAGAUGCCAGAGUUCGCGUCUAGAAGAUCAACGAAGUCCUUUACCUGCUGCAUCAACGUUGCAAGACGCUGAGGAGGAAAGAGGUCGAAGAGCUAAUGGAAAAACUCAAUCAGGAUCCACAGUGCCCGAAGAGGAUCUCUUCGCUCUAAUCCAAAGACUUCAAGCUGGUCGGAUGGAGGAUCAAAGGGCUUCCGGACCUGGCAAGGCAUGCUAAACUCGCGAGAGCAAACGAUGACUUAAGUCCUCACGAAGUCCUUCCAUUUACUGAAUUCUUUCAGCUUAUGUAUCCUCGAUUACAUCGAUGCCUUCGUUUAUUCAUCCGCGAUUCUGCUUCCUUGAUUACUUAAUAGAGGAUAACUGGUACUAUAUCUGAACGGUCUGGUUCUAAUUCGAAAAAACAAUGACUCAAAUUAUCUGGUUAUAAGAACCAAACACCAGAUUGAUUAAAUUUACAAUUAGUAAAGGCAAGAAAUUCAUGCGUCACUCAAAAAAUGAUCUUAGUAAGUAAAAUGUUAGCAGAAUAUUGACAAACUAGCAGCAGAUUUGAUCAAAAAUGUCAGUAGACUGACAUUAACUGCGAUUAAAUUCUGCUUUUAUCGACAGAAUAGCCAUCAGAAAUUGGUAGCACACUUUGCUCAAAAUCUGUCUUUGCAGACUUGGCUUUCUGGGAUUAUUUGCUAUUCUGUCACUGAAAAUAUGAUACAAACUGAAAGAUUUCACAUAGAUUUUACGUUUAACUCAAGAUACUUAGAAGAUACUUAUAAGAUAUUUGCUAAUCUUUAAUAUUUACUAUUUGGAAAACUAUUAUCUUCUUUUUUUUCAAAUAUGGAAAUAGUUGCAGAAAUGAAUUCGUUUUUGCAUUUAGACCUUCGAUUCCGUUCAGAUAGACUUAUUCAUUUACGUAGACUACCGCGUCUACAAUGGUGUAAUUGUUAAGUAAUUGAUACUCUCCUAAUCGAUAUUCUAUUCGGGAAAAGAGGAUUAGAUCUGAUCAAGGGCUCUAUUCUGUACACUUACCGAUAGUAGUGCUGUGCAGCUUUUUUCAUUAAUUCAUUCGAUGGCGCAACAUCCCAAAGUCGGGACAGGGCCUACCUCAUACUAGUAGUAUGUCCGUGGUGCGUAUGCAAGUUAUACACAGAUAUACAGAACUUACGAUUUAACGCCAGUUCCGAACGACAGUUUGAUAGGUUUUCGUCAACAGAUACUCUUGAUAGUUUGCCAGACCACCGAAGAGGAGUAAUAAGCGCGUGAGAAUUUCUUGGAUCUGCCGGGGAUCAAAUCCGAGUCCCCUAGCAUAAUAGAGUCGCGCGGUGUCCACCAUGUAGCUGCGCAGUUUUUUUACUAUACAAAAUAUUUGCGCAACGACACAUAACGACACUGACAGCUAUCAGUAGACAUGUAUAAAAUAAGAUCCCAGGUCAAAUUAAAAUUAUAUCUUGACAGAUCAAAUUAUAUCUAUUCAGAUAUGCUCAGGUAUACAGACUUCUCAUAUCUGCGCGGAUCUGAUCACGCAGAUAUGUUCAUAUACAACCAUAUGGAGUAUACAUCAUCUAUUGACCAGAUAUGUCACACUUAUAUAUGUAUUAACAUUCAGUGUUCGUGAAUCAUCAAAGUAGUAGUUCCCAUAUGAUCAUAGAGAUCAAGUAAUACUGGAUAUGGUACAGCUUAUACUGAAUGAUCACUUGAGAGCACCAUAAAAUUAAUUACUGCGAAUUUAAA